GCGAAUAUUAAAAAGAUGAGAAAAAUCAAGUCCAUUUCUUCUUGAUCUGGCUUGCACUGGAUAGUGGAUUGCUGUUGACAUCGACACAUAUGAGAGAGAGAGAGAGAGAGAGAGAGAGAGAGAGAGAGAGAGAGAGAGAGACGGAGAGGUGUGAGAAAGAGAAGUUCCAGCAAGAGAAACUCCAUCUUCCCUCUUAUCUCUGUCUUGUGUGAGUUGAAAGAGAGAGAGAGAGAGAGAGAGAGAGAGAGAGAGAGAGACAGAAGAAGCAGAAAUGGAGAAGGCUCUGACAAAAGUAGGUAGCAUCAAAGCUAGUACAUUCUGGGCCUCCAUCAAAGCCAAGCAAGAGAUCUCCAACAUUACCCAGGACCUCUCUACCUUCUCAAGCACUGUUGAAGAUAAAGCGAAAUGGAUAUUCAACAAGCUGAAAGGCAAGCCAUCAAAAGCGUUGCCAGAUCUCCUCCGCGAGUACAACCUUCCUCCGGGCCUUUUCCCUCAAAACAUUACAUGUUACGAAUUCGACGCCGUAAAUGGCAAGCUCAUUGUGUACUCGCCCUCCCCCUGUGAGGCCAGCUUCAAGGAUUCUUCCAUUUUAAGGUACGCUCCUCGUGUCAAGGGGACACUAUCAAGGGGAAAGCUCACCGGAAUAGAAGGAAUGAAGACCAAGGCCCUUGUAUGGGUUAAAGUCACUGGUGUGGUCGUCGAGAGCUACAAGUCUGACAAAGUUUUGUUCAUUGCGGGUGUAAAGAAAUCGAGGCCUAAAGAUGCUUAUGAAAUCGCUCGCAAUGCUGUCAAAGUAGAAGAGUUUUGAUCAUCAUAUAUGUUUUUUCAUGUUUUGGUAGUUGGUUACUGUUUUGUGCUUCACAGAAUGUUGUAUGCAUGACCUUAUUCUUUGGUACAUUCUUUGGUUGUUAUAUGAAAUCUUUCUAAGUCUUUGUA
This is a messenger RNA of Rhododendron vialii, 936 nucleotides long. RefSeq lists its product as uncharacterized. Lineage: Eukaryota; Viridiplantae; Streptophyta; Magnoliopsida; Ericales; Ericaceae. Bases 272 to 808 code for a protein of 178 amino acids. The record is from RefSeq and is a predicted model, not a curated record. The transcript is spliced from 3 exons.